GUUGUGUUGCGUGCAUCCACCGCAUGCGCAUCCUCAGAUGAAAGAAAAGACCAAAAUAACGUUUAGGGGGGGCCAACUUAAGCAGGUGCGAGAGUGAAAUGUCUGGGAAGUCUAAUUUCACAAUUGACGAUGCCUUUGACCCAGACGACGACGACAUUGUCCGCACGUACGGUUCUACUACGGAGAGCACGCCGCUGAAACCACGGCAAGACAUGACAGCGACCGACAGCGUCGCCGUUCGGGUCGAGGAACCCAGGGACCGAAACAAUCGGAGCAGCUGCAGCAAACCUCUCAGGCUGAAGCUUCCUGAGGAGAACUUGUCAAAGGAUAGCGACUCCUUGAUCCAGUGUGACCAGAGCUUCCAGAAAUACGACGCCAGGGAUGGAUGGUGGACGCACCCCAAAGUGCGCGAAAACUGGAGAGUGAUGUUGGCAGCUUUUGGCCUGUUACUCGCUGGCCUAGGCCUCAUCGCUACUGGGAUAGUUGUGCAGAUAUUGCCAAGAGUUGGCGUCCAAGGUCUGGUCUUCUUUAUUGCUGGUGCCAUCUGUUUCAUUCCUGGAGCAUACCAUGUGGUGUAUGUGUACUGUGCUGUGAAGGGGUACCGUGGCUAUGACUUCUACAAUCUACCAUUGUUUAACUAGACUUUAACUGUGGGCGAUCUGUGUUGACUAAAGUGGACCAGACUGAUUUUAUGCCAUGGAACACAGUCCACUGUCUUCCCUGCAUUAUUGUCUUUCAUCAUGUUUGGAGGCUUUGUGCAGAGAUCACUGGCAGUGAAAUGUUGAAGAAAUUUAAGCCAAAGGAACUGUUAUGUGUGUGCAUAUGUUGUGUUGUAUUUAUUAUAAGCUGUGUAAGGUUAUCCUUGACUGUGUGUCCGUGAAGUACAAUAAGCCCCUUGCAAGACUUGGUAUUUAUUAGGGGAGGGAAAUUGCUUAUUUGCUCAUCGAGGCCAAGAUGCCAAUUUUCAUGGAAAGCAGAAGAGAAUUGGUAUCUGUGAUUUUUUUUCUCCCUGCUUCGAUAGCAUGCUGCACCCUUCAAAGCAUGUUCGCCAUUUGUAGUGGGUUGUGACAUUGAACUAUGACAUUUCUCUGUGCUUGCUAAGGUCUUAAUCCAGGACGCAGCGUCCAUGCACAUUCAGUUCAACUGUGCCAGCAGAAUGUGAGAGCCAAGUGGCCAUUAUGGUAGAAGAAGCUCAUGAAGGGUUUGAGUAUUGCUCUGUGUAAGUGGGGGCACACAGUGGCAGUGAGGGUCUUUGGAUGCCAAGUCGUAACAUCCUGAAGUUAUUUUGUGGCAGCUCAACUCGAGAUUUAGAAAACUCGUGCUUAAGUGUGUGCUGUCUUGCCUUUUCAAGCUGAAUCACAUUGCAGCUAUGGCUGCCAUUAGUGACGCAGGUUUACAGUGUGGUGCAGCUCUCAGAUACAUGUUCUGCUUGAUGUCCCGCAACUUAUGUUUGCUGUCGGUGUAUGGUAGUGAACUGUUGUAAUGCGAUAUUUGUAUCCAUUCAUUCAAUUCCCAAUGACACAAGAUAGAUGUGAUUGUCACAGUGCAUCUGAUGGUCUACACUAACUCCAGGUUAAAAUACUCUUUGGCUGUGUGGCUAAGUUAAUAUCUUGUGAGUCCUCAUUACUAGGCAUUUGAGUGUAGCAGCAAUUUUGCUUUGCCAUCAUCAUUAUUUUCUGAUCCUGCCAUUCACAUUACAGGCAGUAGAGCUUUCAGUGGGUGGUAUUGCAUUUUGUUAUCUGCAUUCAUUAUUUAAUUAUAUUGCAUGUCAUUAUAGUAGUGAUUUACUGUACGAAUAACUUUUUCCCCUCGGUGUUUAGGUGGAAUUGUCACCCACACCAUAUGUUCAUAAGAACUGUGUGAGCUACCUCUGGGUGCAGCUGGUAUGAAAGGCUUCCACUGAAUGUUGCACAGUGCCAGGUAUACAUGGUCCUUUUCUCUGAAGUGCUGGCUUGUUAGCGCUCAAACUCCAGAUGGAGCUGGCAUAUUUUGGUGGGUAUUUUCUUAUACCACAUCUAAGUAAAUUGCUCAGCUGGUUCACCCCAAAAUACAUCAAGUAUGCAUCAUCUGCUAUUACAGAAAAAAAGAAUUUGCAAUACUGAUGGUGCUAUCUCCCACUUUGAUGGCAAAACAAGGCAUGCAUCAUGUUUUGCCCUAUGAGAGAUAGUUCCACUGCUCUGUUCCUGAAAAUUCUAAAUUUGCUGUGCAGCAAUCUUACAGACAAUGCACAUUUGUGAUUUAUCUGUACAAAACAGCUAAGUAAUGCACCCAAACGUUUUAUUAAACUGAAUUUGCUGCAGAAUGCCACCCCUGUGUGUAAUUCGAGCACCAAUGAGCGAGCGGUUCAACAGAAGACUUGUGUAUAUCUGGUGCUCCUUUUAAGCAGCACUCAGUAUACAUGUGUUGUGUGGUGUGGCUUGCAACAUUACAAUCACAUAUGAUUGUGUGAGGCAAGUUAUUUCUAGCCAACAUAUUCUGAUUGUGUGCCAACAUUUACUUUCUUAAUGUUCCUAUGAUUGAUGAUUGUGUAUUUAAGUUUACAUUUACCACAUUGGUAGUGUUGCUAUUUAUAUACCCUUUCUUUGUAAGCAGUUGCAUGCUUUAAUGGUGAAUAGUAGUUGCACCAGAGUGUAUGUGCUCUUGUCAAUGCCAUUCUCCGUGCAACUGAAUCCAUCUAGUCUCAUCACAGUUGCAGCCUAUGUUUUGAAAUAACUAAGCCUUAUGUUGUACACUCCUAUUUUAAGAACUGCCGAUGUUUAGAAAACAAGCUGUAAUGCUGAUAACUGUUUAGGACUUGCAGAGUUGGCCAACAUUGCAGGGACAACCUUGCAGCUUUUACAGGCUCUUGAAUUGAUAAAGAAAAGAAGGCAGUAUGCACAGGCCAUAUUAGAAAUUAGUGGGACUCGUAUGGGCAUGUACAUUGUCAGCAGUGUGAACAUCAGGCCCACAAUUCUAAUGACCAUGUUUUAAUUUUUUCAGGCCUUAAGAAAAAAAAAAGCUCAAAAUAUUUAUGCGUAGGCUCAGGCAUUUUAAAUUGUGUCAUCUACAAACUUGUACUUAUGUUUUACUGACUUUAAAAGUUUUACCAGUAAAGUGCGCUGUUUCACACUGUAUGCAAAUGUAGUCAAUGGAAAUAUUUUCUCUGAUGUCAGAAUUUCCCAACAAAUUUUUCGUAGACUGCAUGUCUAUUUUUCUGCAUAUUUUGUGUGCUGUAAUGGUGAAGUGUUUCCCUCACAUUUCUCACAUGUAAAUGGAAAGCACAAUUCCUUUUAUGGGUUAUUGGUUAAGGCUUUGCAUGGAAUAGCCUUUCGAAGCCUCAUGCCCUCUUUGAACCCUUCAAACGUGUGAACUUGGGGACUUCACUAUGGCCAAAUACCAUGCAGAAUGUGGUGCAUUCCAGCCAUAUUAUUUUGAUAAAAAUGCUCACUGUUGAUCAGAGCCUCAUGUACAAUUAUUUGGGACAGAGCUGUAAUAAAUACAAAUUCUUUUACCUGUGUA
This is a messenger RNA of Dermacentor andersoni, 3498 nucleotides long. RefSeq names its product transmembrane protein 134. The record is from RefSeq and is a predicted model, not a curated record. NCBI's taxonomy places the organism in Eukaryota, Metazoa, Arthropoda, Arachnida, Ixodida, Ixodidae.